AUGCUAUUUCUAAGAAGCUCCAUGGUGCUGCAAUGGAAGCUGUUAGCCAAAACUUGGAACUGGCGCGAAAAGUCACGAAAGACACCGUUGGCGGCGGCGAUGUGCCAGUCAUGUUUGACGGCACUUGGCAAAAAAGGGGCCAUAAAAGCCACAACGGAGUGGGCACAGCUGUUUCCCUGGACACAGGUCUUUGCUUGGACUUUGAAGUCCUUUCAAAUUACUGUCUUGCUUGCAGUAUCCACAAGGACAUGGGUGAUGAUGAUGAGUUAUGGCAAGCCUUUCAUCGUCCUGUAUGUGAAAAAAACACCGAAUGUUCAUCCCAUGCAAUGGAACCUGAAGCAGCAGUGCGCAUAUGGCAGAGGACUUUGUCAUAUGAGACCCCACUGCGCUUCACAAGCUUCUUGAGUAAUGGGGACAGCAAAGCCUUUACUGCCGUCUGUGGGGCUGAGGUGUACGGUGACACUGUCAUCGAAAAAGAAGAGUGCACCAACCACGUUGCAAAACGCCUAGGCACUGCUCUGCGAAAAAUGACAACGCCACUGCCACGAGGUGAAAAGCUAACGGUCGCAGCCAUCCAGAAACUGCAGACAUACUACCAAAUAGCCAUAACAAAUAACAAGGGCAGUGUGCGCAGCAUGUACACUGCUAUAUGGGCCUCAUAUUUUCAUUGUUGCUCCAGUGAUGGGGCCAGCAGCCACAAAUUUUGCCCUGCUGAACCAGAUUCCUGGUGCAAACAUAGGCGUGCUGAAGCACUGGGGGAGCCUACACCACGCCACACCCCCUUGUUGACAAAAGCUCAGGGCUUGGCAAUUAUGCCUAUAUAUAAGCGCCUUACUGAUGAGAAGCUCCUGGCUCGGUGCCUUCAUGGCAAGACGCAAAACGCAGCAGAGUCACUCAACAGCAAGAUAUGGCUGCUGUGUCCAAAAACAAAAUUUGCUUCCCGGACAUCUGUGGAGACAGCCACGGCUAUUGCCGUGCUGUGGUACAAUAAAGGCCAUGCGGGCUUUGAAGAAGUCCUACAAGAGAUUGGAGUACUUCCCCCAGAAGAGUUGGUCACACAUAGCGACCAUUCUGAUGACAUGCGCGUAAAGAAAAUGAACUUGAAGCAAACCGCAGAAGCAAGGGCGCACCGUCGUAGCGCAGUGAAAAGGGCUCGCACCGAGGAGACCAACCGUAGGAGCCGGGAAGGGCCAAGCUACAGUGCAGGAGCAUUCUAGAAACUUUUGUGUGCUUUCUGUGAAGCUGCUCUUGAGUGUGACAAAGAUUAAUGCAAAAACAACUGGAUUUUGAAGAAUAAAAGGUUUUGAA
Messenger RNA from Dermacentor albipictus, 1308 nucleotides. RefSeq lists its product as uncharacterized. The record is from RefSeq and is a predicted model, not a curated record. NCBI's taxonomy places the organism in Eukaryota, Metazoa, Arthropoda, Arachnida, Ixodida, Ixodidae.